ACUUGAGACAAUAAAGCCCUAAUCCUCUGUUGAUGUCAACCCAACAGGCAGCAAGGAAGCGCAAGAUCUCCAUCCUGCGAGCGCAGGGCAAAAGCAGUGAGGCUAUUCGCGAGCUCAACGAAUAUCUGGAGCAGUUUGUGGGAGACCAGGAAGCAUGGCAUGAGCUGUCAGAACUCUACAUCAAUGAGCAUGAUUAUGCAAAAGCAGCUUUUUGUCUUGAAGAACUGAUGAUGACGAACCCACACAAUCACCUCUACUGUGAACAAUACGCCGAGGUAAAGUACACCCAGGGAGGUCUGGAAAACCUCGAGCUGGCCAGGAAGUAUUUUGCGCAGGCACUGAAGCUUAACAACAGAAACAUGAGGGCCUUGUUCGGCCUUUACAUGUCGGCGAGUCACAUUGCUGCAAGCCCAAAAGUAAGCGCAAAAGUGAAGAAGGACAAUGUGAAAUACGCCGCAUGGGCCACCUCUCAGAUUAGCAGAGCCUAUCAGAUGGCAGGCCGUGGGAAGAAGGAGAACAAAUGCUCGGUGAAGGCGGUGGAAGAAAUGUUGGAGUCCAUGCAGAUCACCAUGUCUUAAACCUCAGCUCUGUCCCCCCCUUCCCACAACCUCUGUCACCACAACACCAUGGCAGCUCUCCCUGCUCACUGGAGUACUCCACCACCACCACCCACAGACCAGACCACCCAACCCAACCACCUCUAUAUCAGUUCAUCCAUCUUUGUAUUGUUUUGAGGUCUCCUGGUAGGCUUCAGACAACCCGAACCAUUCCACAUUGCUUGAGUCAACCGGCAGCACUCCUUUAUUUAUUAUUAAGAGCUUAUCAUUGGGACGAGUGGUGGAAUCAAAUGCGUCUGCGACGGAAGUGAGCGUAAAAAGGAAAAUCUGUGUAAUGUUUCUAGUUCAGUCAGUUCUGAUAGUUUUAAGGGUUUGAUUAGAGGUUAAACUGUGAGAAGAUGGAAAUGUGCUUACUGUAUGCGCUAGAAACUGAUGUCAUGACUGACCCAUUUCUUUCUUAGCAAAAUAAAGGACUGCAUUUUUUGACUAAC
This is a messenger RNA of Rhinichthys klamathensis goyatoka, 1048 nucleotides long. Its product is annotated as ER membrane protein complex subunit 2. Gene Ontology annotation, molecular function: protein binding. Gene Ontology annotation, biological process: protein folding in endoplasmic reticulum. The coding region runs from base 33 to 578 and encodes 181 amino acids. The transcript is spliced from 6 exons. Gene Ontology annotation, cellular component: EMC complex. The record is from RefSeq and is a predicted model, not a curated record. Lineage: Eukaryota; Metazoa; Chordata; Actinopteri; Cypriniformes; Leuciscidae.